GCACGGGCGACCUCUUGGUCAAGGAGUCCUCUUGGCCAGAGGGAUCCGGCUAUAAAUGGCAGCGGCACAUGUCUAACGGUAAUUAGUUGCCCACUCAAGUGACCAUCAUGCACAUCACAGUUGUUUGCCUCGUACUCACUUGGGGAUUAGGCCACAGUGAGGCAGCCACGACCAUCCUGCAUGGCAACGGCCAGGUGGCCAGUGCCGUUUCCCACCAGAGCUUCACCAGAGUGUCGUCAGCGGAGCCACUAAUCCUCCACUCCCAGAAGCAGCUGGUGGCUCCUUCAGCCAGGAUUGUCAGUCAUCACAGAGCUGUGGGCGACCUGAAGCAGCAGGUGGAGAGGUUCUUCCCGACGGCGGAGCAGGAGGUGGAGGUGCCGGUGUCCACCAUCUCCGGUCAGACACCCGCCCACCUCACCUACGCCGCCCAUCCGGUAGUGCACCAGAUGCUGCCGAGGAUUAAGCCCGUGCGGAACAUUAGCUUCGCCUCCCUAGUUCCAGGACCUCGCAGUUUGGCUAGCCAUCGCACUUUGUCACCAGUUUAAAAUGCUAAUAUAUUCUAGGAAUAUUACAUCAAAACC
This is a messenger RNA of Drosophila biarmipes, 581 nucleotides long. RefSeq lists its product as uncharacterized. The record is from RefSeq and is a predicted model, not a curated record. The coding region runs from base 108 to 545 and encodes 145 amino acids. Lineage: Eukaryota; Metazoa; Arthropoda; Insecta; Diptera; Drosophilidae. The transcript has 2 exons.